This is a messenger RNA of Girardinichthys multiradiatus, 2795 nucleotides long. It is a transcript of the gene fkbp10b, whose product is annotated as FKBP prolyl isomerase 10b. Gene Ontology annotation, molecular function: calcium ion binding; peptidyl-prolyl cis-trans isomerase activity. The coding region runs from base 138 to 1844 and encodes 568 amino acids. NCBI's taxonomy places the organism in Eukaryota, Metazoa, Chordata, Actinopteri, Cyprinodontiformes, Goodeidae. The record is from RefSeq and is a predicted model, not a curated record. The transcript is spliced from 10 exons.
UACAGCCCCGCUCCACAUCCGCAGCCCUCUGUGUGGAAAAACGCGCUCCCCACCCGCAGGCCUCCAGAUUACCGCUUAAUCUCCGCUUUUCUGCUGCUUUUACACAACUUUUAAAUUAUUUGAACCUUUGCGUAAGAAUGCUUUUCCUUUGCGUUGCCUUCUGUUUUCUCGCUGCGUGGUUUUCCGUGGACUGUAAUCCCAGUCCUGUGCUGGGAGAUGUAGUCGUGGACAGAUAUGACAUUCCUAAAGACUGCGCAAGGGAGGCAAAAACUGGAGAUUAUGUUCGCUACCAUUACAACGCCACAUUUAUCGACGGGAAGACGCUGGAUUCGAGCUAUGAGAAAGGAGCAGCCAAAGUCGGCCUGAUCGGAGAGGGUCGGCUCAUCGCUGGCGUUGAUAAAGGCCUGCAGGGGAUGUGUGUGAAUGAGCGCAGGAAAAUUACCAUCCCACCACACCUGGCUUAUGGGAGCAACGGGGCAGGGGAUGUGGUUCCUCCAGAUGCCGCGCUGGUGUUCAACAUCCACCUCCUGGAUCUGUGGAACAAGGCCGACCUGGUAGUCACCAAAACGAUCAGUACUCCCAAAGACUGCAAACGCUCCGUGAUGCGCACAGACUUCGUGCGUUACCACUUCAACGGCACCCUGCUUGAUGGAACCUCCUUUGACUCCAGCUACAACAGGAAGCAGACGUACAACUCGUUGGUAGGCGAGGGCUGGUUGGUCAAGGGCAUGGAUGAAGGCCUGCUGGGCAUGUGUGUGGGAGAGAUCAGACACAUUGUUAUUCCACCAUUCAAAGCUUACGGACCAAAGGGAUCAGGCACAAUGGUUCCCCCUCAGGCGACGCUUGUGUUUGACAUCCUGUUGGAGGACAUUCAUAACCCAAAGGAUAACAUCACCGUCGAGUCCCAGGAGGUUCCCGAGCCCUGCGCUCGCAGGUCUGUGGCGGGGGACUACAUUCGGUACCACUACAACGGAACCUUCCUGAAUGGGGUGACCUUUGAUACCAGCUACCAGAGAAACAGCACGUACAACACCUACAUUGGGAUGGGCUAUGUGAUCCCAGGUAUGGACCAGGCCUUGCUGGGAGUCUGCCAAGGGGAAAGGAGGAGGGUCAUCAUUCCUCCACACCUUGCCUAUGGAGAACAAGGAGCUGGUGACGUGAUCCCCCCAUCAGCUGUUCUGGUCUUUGACAUCCAUGUCAUCGACUUCCACAACCCCAGUGACAAAGUGGAGAUCGAGAUAAUCUACAAACCUGAGGUGUGCAACGACACCACGGCUAUGAACGACCUCGUCCGCUACCAUUACAACUGCACCCUGAUGGAUGGGACUCUGCUUUUUUCCUCACACGACUAUGAGAACAUGCAGGAUGCAGUUCUGGGCCAGGACAAGGUGAUCGAUGGGCUGGAUGAGGGCUUGAGGGGCAUGUGUGUAGGAGAGAAGAGGAGGAUUACAGUACCGCCUCACCUCGGACAUGGAGAGAAAGGAGCUGCUGGUGUACCAAGCAGUGCUGUGCUGGUCUUCAACAUCGAACUGGUGAGCUUUGAGAGGGGCGUCCCACCUGGUUACCUGUUUGUGUGGCUCGAGGACACUCCUGCAGAUCUGUUUGAAGCCAUGGAUAUGAACAAGAAUGGAGAGGUGCCAAUGGAAGAGUUUGGGGAGUUUAUCAAGCUGCAGGUUUCAGAAGGAAAAGGCCGGAUAAAGCCUGGAAUGACCAUGGAGGAGAUUGUCGCUGACAUGUUCCAGAACCAGGACCGCAACAAAGAUGGCGUGAUCACACCCAAUGAGCUCAAACUAAAGGUUGACGAGGACAAGGAACGGGAGCAGGCGAGGCAUGAAGAGUUGUGAGGAAGGAAAAAAAUGCUUUGGCUUCCUCUCAGGGAUAAACCUACAAAACAAAAACAAGCCACAGCUCUUUCGCAGCGUCACAGUUUAUUACUUACAGUAUUUAAGAAGACAAUAGUGCAGCACAAUCUAUUGUGGAGGAUUUUUUUUUGUUAGGUUUCUAAAAACAGAGCAAGCACCUUUUUGUCCCUGAAUGUUGUAAUAAAAUUUGGUAAAAAAUGUCUUUUUAGAAGUUUGACAAACAUUCUCUCAAACAUCCACCAGAAAUGCAACCGCACAGCAUCAUGCUGCCACCACUGUGUCUUAUCAGAAUCAGAAAAGCUUUAUUGCCAAGUACGUUUUUGGACAUACAAGGAAUUUGUUUGUGCUGCUGGUAGCACCUGUUAUCUUUUAGAGUCAAAGAAGCUUAAACUACUUCAUAAAAUCAAUCUUAAAAAAUGAUGGCAAUGCAAACCAAAAUACUGCAUUCUAGUUUUGUUGCAGCAACUGUGGAACAAUGCUCAAGAAUUAUCCCUUGUGCUUAAAAGGAACCUGUCUUAAAAUGCCAUUUUACUGUGGCCGAGGUAAUUGUUUACAUUUAAGCUUGUCUCUGUAAGUACAGCUUCACAAAGAGCUUAACACUGAUUGCAACAUUGCUACAUCCUUUGAAUAUAGCAAAAAUAUAUACAGUCAGAAUGUUAAGACCUGAACAUCAAGUAAUUGCAGUUACCAAGAACAUGAAAAUAUGCUACUAGGUUCAAGGUUUGACACAGAUUCACAACAUAACAUCCUGGCUCCAACUAAAGGAUAAGACAUUUUGAUGUAUGUGUGUGUAUAUAUAUAUAUAUAUAUAUAUAUAUAUAUAUAUAUAUAAAUAAAUGGCUGGUAGUCUAGAAGAAGUAUCUUUGUACCUUUUGAAACCCGAGUUUUGAUUGAGGACAAGUGGAAGCCAAAAUAAAUAAAAAUAGUGUGAGA